GCCCACGGAACUUGAGUUGCGAACUUAUCGGAUUGAUUUAGGCUUGCUCAAAUAGAUUACCCGAAAUCGAGCCUAAUCUGCCGGAUUUUAGAUUUUACGAACCGGUAUCGGGACGGUGGUGGGGUGGUCUCCGGAGAGAUGGCGGAGGAGGGUGGCGCUCGGGAGAGCGACUGCUCCUUCGAAUGGGACGAGGAGUCGAAGCUCUACUACCAUGCCAGUAGCGGCUUUUAUCAUGAUCCCGGUGCUGGAUGGUAUUACAGUAGUAGAGAUGGUCUUUACUACACAUAUGAGGAUGGAAACUAUGUUCCAUUAUCAAGUAUCAAGGGUGAUGAAUCUCAAGCUGUUGAAUCUACAAGCUCUGCUCCGGGUGAAGGUAACAAAGACAAGAAAUGUAUGUUUAGAUAUGCCUGCACAUGCAACCGGUGAUGAGUCUGAUAUUCCAAGUCCUCCAUCUGAGUGGCUAGAAGAAACACUGAUUAAUCUAUAUUUAUCGGGUUAUUCCAAUUCAGAUAUCCAUGCUGAUAGCUUAUCAACAACUUCACAAACAAACAGAAGUCAGAUCUCUUAUGAAGAACAGUCUGAUCAGCCAUCCUCAGGUAAGUUGCCCGGCUGUUACUGUGGCAUUACAUAUCAGCAAGUAGAAGGUGAGUUGAUCUCUGAGGAUGAGCAAAAUGUAUUUAGGUCGAGCAAUAGACUUUUAGAAGGAGAUGCAUCAUGGGAUGAAGAAAACUGGAAAGCUCAGUAUGGCCAGGUUGCAACCUUAGAUGAUGAGGGCAUACCAUCUUUUGCCACAGUUGAUCUAUGGGACUGGGAAAUUGUUAAAGAGCACACAAAGAAAAGACAUCAGAUAGCUAAACUGAUAGGAAGAUUGGUCAGGCGUUCCAGUAAGCUGCAUCCUUCUGUGCCAGCUGGUGGUGGUGUCCUAAAAACUGCUGCCAUCCGUGCAGUUCAUUUGGAUCUAGUAGGUGUUGCAUCAGGGAAAGUUUACAGGUUGAGGACCCCAUGCCCAAGACACUUGACUUCUGUAUCAAAGUAUGAUUCUUCUAACCCAACCAAAGAUUGGGGCUUCCCUGAUUUAUAUGCUGAUCUGCAAAGUAGCAUGCACCAUAGUUCAAAUCCAUUCUAUGGAUCUGACACUGCAAAGGCAGCCAAUCAAGAUAAUUUGUCUGCUCGCAUCGAUCAGGUUCCUGUUACAGUAAAGAAGCACCAGAAUCUAGCUUAUAGAGAUAGAGCUGCUGAGAGAAGAAUGCUACAUGGAGGUUUUGGUAUAGGCCCAGGACAAAAGAAUGUGGAGAACAGUAAGUUUCAUGAGCUGGGAUCACCUUCACAGCCUUGUGAUGCGGAAGAAGCUGCUGCAGAAGCAGCGGACAUAUCUUUUGGAACUGGAAGUUAUGCUAGAAGGAUUCUUGAGAGCAUGGGCUGGAAACAUGGAGAGGCUCUGGGGAACACCACAAAGGGUAUCUUGGAACCACUGCAAGCUGUUGGUAACAAAGGCUAUGCUGGUUUGGGAUGGAAUCCUGCCCAGCAUUGAAGCUUAAAAGGCCAUUACAAUGACAUCGGACAUAUGACAUUUGCGUGUGAAUUUAUUUGGUGUGGUUUCACUGUGAAUUAUCUUCUGCAUCGUGCUUCAGUUCUACAUACUGGCGGAGACUUCUCAUUUCUACCUUGCCAUAGACUUUGCUCCGGCUUCGGAUAUUGUGCAGCAUCCUUUCAACGAGUAUGGGAGGUUUUGGAAGGUUCCCUGUACUGAACAAAUCACUACAUCCCAACCCCCACUCUCUGAGUCCUCUUGGUUGUUGGCUUUGAUAUUCAUAUGGCUCGGCUUCCCAUGAUGGGGAGUGUGCGAGGUCCCCCCACAGCUGUGAAGGAUGGUGUCGUGUUUAUGUCUGUCCUGCCUUCCAGCUUGACAUAAGGGCUGUUUGUUUGUUUCCUCACAAAACAGAGCUUGGUGGUUUAGCGUUUGCUAAAAAAAAUAUUCUGUUUCUUGCUUUUAUCACUCUUAUUCCUUUUCUUUUCCUUUUUUUGAGGAUAUAGGUCUUUUCUUUCAAAAGCUCUAAAGAUUUUAUGUACAAUUACAAAAAAUAAAAGGGUCUCGUUGUACACUUUGUUCA
Elaeis guineensis (African oil palm) is the source of this 2111-nucleotide messenger RNA. RefSeq lists its product as uncharacterized. NCBI's taxonomy places the organism in Eukaryota, Viridiplantae, Streptophyta, Magnoliopsida, Arecales, Arecaceae. Gene Ontology annotation, cellular component: nucleus. Gene Ontology annotation, biological process: mRNA splicing, via spliceosome. Gene Ontology annotation, molecular function: RNA binding. The record is from RefSeq and is a predicted model, not a curated record.